AUGAUGGCGGUUGAUUUGACUCCUCGGUUUAGGAGGCUGAACAGCCAAACAAGAAGUUUCCGUGAAAAUAUACAACACGGUUUCUCAGGGCCCUUUGGUGCCACUCAGCUGUGGCACAACAUCAUCCAGGCCCUGCAAACCCAGGUGGAGGUGCGUCGGUGUAGGAGGCAUCUACGUGUUCACGCCGAAUGUUUCACAGGCUCAGACGCUGUGGAUGCCGUCCUCAGUUAUUUGAUGCAGAAUGUGGUGUUUUGCACAAGCGAAGUGUCUCGCCUCAAAGCUGCUCGACUCUGCCAGGCUCUGAUGGAGGCGAAGGUGUUUGAACCAGUGGGCACAAAGCUGUUUCGCAGAGACAAGGAAGUGACCUUUGAGGACAGCAGCUGUAGCCUUUACCGUUUUCUGGAAUAUAAAGUGUUGCCCGGCUCCUCCAUGAAGGAGUGCAGUAGUCACACAGAAAACAUGCCAUCCGAGGAGCUGGAGAUUAAGAGGAAGAAGAGCUCCAGGCUGAAUGAACUGAGAACAAUCUCCAAUCCUCUUGCUGUCGGGCCAUCAGAUAGAAGGGUUGAGAGGCUGCUGAGGACCAUUAACCUGCGGCCCUCCAUGUCCCCAGCUGUAAACACAGCCCCAACAACCUCUGCCUUUCUAUCGAAGGCUGUGGUGGAAGAGGUUUGGAAGCAGCAGACGCUGCUGCAGCUGCUGCAAAUAGUGGAGUUGCCCAUGCUGGACUGCAUUCUGACCUCUCCUGCCAGGAUUCAGCCUCAGGCCUGCAGAGCCCCUCUGGCGACCCAGGACCUGGUUAUUUCUAACACAUGCCUGGAGAGAGAGCUGCCUGAUACCCUUAACCUGCCUCAGUUGGAUGGGUGGCUGUCAGCAGCAGCAGACUGCUUGGAGCUUUUCCCAGACCAGCUGAUUGUGGUAGCAGGGGAACAACUCAGCCAACAAGGCAGCAGUACCUCUGUGGAGGAUGGCAAUACAGAGCAGAUGGCAAGCCAAAAGAGACUGCUCUUUGACAUAAUUUCCAAGUACUACAGUGGACAGGAAAAAGCUCCACUUCUCUCAGGACGCUACCUAGAUAUACAUGUUGCAAUUCUGAAUCUACUGGAUGGAGGGAAGAUGCAGGAUGCCAUCAGAGCAUCUCAGUUGUGUUUGCGGCUAUUGGAGACAAGUGUGAGAGAUGAACUGCGGAGACUCCUGGCCCUCAUGGCCACAGCUGCUCACCCAGAUGCCUGUCGUCUGCAGAAACAAACUGACAACAGGGCCUUGGUCUGCCGCACUUUUCAGAGAGCAAUUGUCCAGAAUAACGAGCUGACUCGAUCCCAGUGCGAAACCCUGGUAUUGUUUCUCAUGGACAAUCACACUGAGCUCUUCAAGACUCCAACAUCCCUUAUUGAAGCUGUGAGGAGAACACUGAGGACUAUGCAGCAGGGGAAAGACCCUGAUUCAAUUGCCACGUUCACCUUCUGCCAGCAAGUGACACCACAGGAGUACGAGGACCAGCGUGAGGCUACCACCCUGGAGAGUCUCAAACAGCUUCUUCAUGACAUUUCCUCCAGUAAGAGCAUGCCUGUCAAAGACAGGAGGAGGCUGCUCAAAGAGUUUGAAAAGCAUCACCCUGUGGUUUUCCUCCAACAUUUCUCUAGCACCUUCUGAAACAUACAGCUGGAGGGUAUUGGUUUGACUUCCAAGGUUCAUUUCACAAAGCCAGUCUGCGAUGGCACAGUGUCUACACUGUAGAAUCGUGCUAAUUUAAUGUAUAACAUGGAUCUAAUAAAACAUGGUGGCCUUAUAAUUCUGAAUGCUUUAAAAACUGGCAUACAAUCACACCUCAAAUCCCACCUAAUUUCUAGUAUGUAUAGAUGGAUUGGCAACUUAGGUGACUGUCAGUGUAGCUAUUCCUGUGAUAAUUAUAAAUGGUGUUGCUUUAUUUAUCCAUGUAUUUUGCACCAUGGAUUGUUCUGAAAUUGCCACGAAAUAAGUAAGUUAUAAAAGAAACGAUAAAAGGGAUUAAAUGGAAUAAAAUACGAAAACACUUUCUUUGAGUUUUAUCAGCUGUUUUGAGGCUGUAAUCAGUGUACAGAUAAUGUACUAACUGAUGUACUUCUUGCAGGUGUGGGUACUGUUUCUGGAUAAUUCUAGAUCAUUAUUCUAAUGUAUUGUUUAAGGUUGAUUGGGGCUUUGAAAAUGGACUUGUGCUUGUCAGAAGUAAUGCUGUGCACUUUAAUCAGGUAUUAAUAUUUCUACAUAUCAAGUGAAGAAUAACAACAUCACAGCAGCCAUUUUGUUUCUUGUUUUGGUUUUCCAGUUUUACUGUAGCAUGCUUUAGUGUGGUUGAGGAAAAAUACAUAACACUAUAACACUAAUGUAGCUGAGUGAAGUUUAACACCAUAUGUAACUUGUUUUUGUUGGUGAUGAAGCACGAAGGGUUUUUUUUCCUGUGAAAAAGUUAACUUGAAAUCAGUGAGGGGACAAUAGGCUAACCAUAGCUCAGGUUAAUUUACUGUAUUUUAAUUAUAUGGGUAUUAAAUGCUUGUAGUGCUAUUAACUUUUUAGGACUUUACUUGAAGCAGACAUAAUAAAUGGCUACUAAUUUAAUCUUUUGUUGAGCACAGUGCAUGAAGCUAUGGUGAUACAAAAGUAACUUAGUCAAAUUGAGUUUCAGUCAGCAUCUUUUGUUUUUGCAAACACUGAAAUCAUGUUAGAAUGCACUUUAUGAUGCUGAAACAUGCUUUACUGUAUGUUGAA
Molecule: messenger RNA, 2742 nt
Organism: Toxotes jaculatrix (banded archerfish)
Lineage: Eukaryota; Metazoa; Chordata; Actinopteri; Toxotidae
Gene: depdc4
Product: DEP domain containing 4
Exons: 9
Coding region: 1-1650 (549 amino acids)
Biological process (GO): intracellular signal transduction
Source: RefSeq, a predicted model, not a curated record